This is a messenger RNA of Oncorhynchus nerka (sockeye salmon), 12047 nucleotides long. It is a transcript of the gene guca1d, whose product is annotated as guanylate cyclase activator 1d. The transcript has 4 exons. The coding region runs from base 452 to 1009 and encodes 185 amino acids. Gene Ontology annotation, molecular function: calcium sensitive guanylate cyclase activator activity; calcium ion binding. NCBI's taxonomy places the organism in Eukaryota, Metazoa, Chordata, Actinopteri, Salmoniformes, Salmonidae. The record is from RefSeq and is a predicted model, not a curated record.
GGUUUAAAGAGUCCUGUUCUCUGUCCUUCCUGAAGUCCCAUACUGUACUGUACAGGGCCAGACUGGAGAGACUGAUCGCAGCCAGGACGCAGCUCCUCACGCAACAUUGCAACAUCUUCUCUACUCUUUUCUUCUGUCUCUUGGUUCUCUGAGGGACACAGAGCCAGGGAGUUGGACAGGGACUGCAGCUCUCUCAGUCCCCUAGCAACCUACCUUCUCUACGGGUGAACCUCAGGACCUCUGCAUCCAUCAGCUCUCCAGAACCCAACCUAAUCCAGCAGAACUACCCCAUCUCACCCAAAAGGGUGACAGCAGAGUCAGCCAGAGAAAACAGGCUCUAAUCUACCUCUACAGGUCAUUGAUCUCAGCCCAGCUUUCUGGUAACCAGUACUCAUCCCUCAGAAGGCUCCAUCGACCAUUCCUCUUAUCAGCCCAGCGCCACCUCUCAGAUAUGGGGAACCACGGCUCUAACCUGGAUGAUAUCCUGGCAGAGGAUAUGCACCACUGGUACAACAAGUUUAUGAAGGAGUCUCCGUCAGGACUCAUCACGCUGUUCGAACUCAAGGGCAUGCUGGGUCUGCGGGGGAUGAACGAGAACGCUGCCAGCUACGUGGACCAAGUCUUCUUCACCUUCGACAUGGACGGGGACGGGUACAUAGAUUUUGUUGAGUACAUCGCAGCCAUCAGUCUGAUGCUGAAGGGAGAAAUCAACCAGAAACUCAAGUGGUACUUCAAAUUGUUUGACCAGGACGGCAACGGGAAAAUCGACAAAGAUGAGUUGGAGACAAUAUUCACGGCAAUCCAGGACAUCACACGGAACCAGGAUGUCACCCCAGAGGAGAUUGUGUCGCUCAUAUUCGAGAAGAUCGACAUCAACGGAGAGGGUGAGCUGACCCUAGAGGAGUUCAUUGAGGGGGCGAAGGGUCAUGACGACAUCAUGGAGAUGCUGAAGAAGAUGAUGGACCUCACGCCCGUACUCAUCAUCAUCGUCCAAGGAAUAGUAGUCUGAGAGAGGACUGGCCAACCACUGCCAGAGCCACUAUGUACACCUGCGCCCGGGGAGAGAGAUGACAGAAAGACUUAAGUCCAUUACAAACAUUUACCCCACAAACUAAUAAUUGUGAGAUUUUCCGCACAAUGAACCUGAGGGAAUGCGUUACCUUAUGAAACAAGACUGUUGUUCCCCAAUGAGGCUUCUAUGUCACACUGCCAGGUCUGGGGGUGGAGACAAUAUAGUCCGUACAUAGUGGAUCCUAGGAAGAGAAGCAGCUAACAGGGUUCCGAAUAACUAAUUAAUAAAUAGUCCCAGACUGCUGAAGACUGAGGCAUCCAGUCCUAUACUGCAGCCCACUAACCACCCACAGAUGACGGGAUGGAUGAAGGGAGGAAGACAUUGAGAGACCCUUUUUCAACACCAUCACAACAAACAAACUGAAUGAAAGAGAACAUUUAAAGGGACAGCUAUGGAGAGCGGUAAAGAUACCAUCUUCACAUUCUACCUGUUUGUGUUUGCUCUCUGACCACUCAGCAAGAUGAAGACUUGGAUUCUGAGAGAGAGAGAGAAUUCUCUAUCAUAAAUCAUCACUAUAGGGCCAGGACUAUUCCUGACCAUUUGACCGCGACAAGGAGAUGCUUUGGGCUUUAAUUAUAGGCUAUGUUGAGGAGUCAGGUCACAUGGUCAGGUAAAGGUCUUGUGUCGAAUCAUCUCCUCUGUAGGUAUGACCAUUAACAGGCACAGAUAGAGACCCUAGGGGUUCUGAAGUGCCUGCCCCUUUUCCCUCCUUUCGAUUGGUGGAAUUACUUUGUUCUUUUUUUCCCAGCCCUAUCCCCCUCUUGAGACACCAGGAGAGCCGAGAGCGUCAUGUUGCCAUUUUUAAAGUCACGCACCCUCCCCCCGUCCUUGACCUUUCCUUAAUAAGUCUAUAUUACACAGAAUCUUAUUAUCACAAACAGAAUUUGUGUUAUAAGAGGUUUUAAGAGGUAAUUUCUUGUCCCUGCACCUCAUUCAUCACCAGUCAUUCACACUCCGUCAGCCUGCCCAGCUGAUGGCCCAUCGAAACUGCACCUAAACUAUAUCGAAACUAAUUUCACGCAUAUAAUAAUAGAAUUAGCCUAAAGACAAGAUUACAUUGACAAUAGUCUGAUGGGUGACAAUAUUAUCAAUUGUCAAAUUGUAUAUGAAGAGAUGGGCGCAUCUUGGAAUUGACACAGAGGCAGGGAGCGCUAAAAAGUCCCUUUUUCAAACCCUUCUGCAGAGUUACAUGCAUGUAAGAUGUUUUGAUGUCUAUGUAGUAUUAGAAAGAGCAGAUUCUGCAGUUUCUUAUACAAUUACCUUUGUCAAAUAAUGCUGCAAAUGUACUGUACAUACACAGUUUAUUAGGUACACCCAUCUAGUACUGGGUCGGGACCCGCCUUUGCCUUCAGAAUAGCCUGAAUUCUUCGGGGAAUGAAUACUACAGGUCGGAAACUUUCCACAGGGAUGUUGUUCAUGCUGAGGCGAUGGCAUCAUGCAGUUGCUGUAGCUUGGACAGUGGUACACCACCACCCGCCUGUACCGUUGACAUCAGGCAGGAUGGGUCCAUGGACCAUGCUGCUUACGCCAAGUCCUGACUCUGCCAUCAGCAUGACGCAACAGGAAACGGGAUUGGUCGGACCAGGCAGUGUUUUUCAACUCCUCAAUUGUCCGGUGUUGGUGAUUGUGUGCCCACUGGAGCCGCUUCUUCUUGCUGGUAGGAAUGGAACCCGGUGUGGUCGUCUGCUGCAAUAGCCCAUCUGUGAGGACCGACGAGUUGUGCAUUAGCCUACAAUGUGUGAUGGUUUUUUUUUGCUGAAAAUGAAGGCCUAUGCAAAACAAUUAAUAAUGGUGAAUUUGGCAAAAGGAGAAGUAGAACACUUUGAAUUCAAAACCUGCUCCAUCAAAGAUCUGUGCACGACCCUGAUCACAAAUCAUGAAUCUCUAUUAUCAAUCUAGUCCCGUCUUUCAGGUCUUCGGUCUGUUAUGUUUGCUCGGUGCACACACACGUCUCUAUCAUAUCUAUCUCUAUCACUAUCUACUAAUCAUAGUAGUCAUCAUUGGGCUAGCUAGCGACAUGACGGAAGUAAAAAAUCAGAAGUAGGCUUUCAAGAUCAUAUCAUGAUUUUCCAAACAUUUUGGAGGCAAAGUAGACUACUACAGUGUAUGAUUUACAUAUGAUGUGAAAGGUGUGACUACAGUGUGACUCUGUAGUUCAUUACUUCCUGUAUGUUUCUCAGUUAUCUGUAAUACCGUUUCCAGAGCCACUGUGGAAGGAACCAAGAAUUCCUUUCAUGACAAUUUCACAACAAUUUCAUUAUGGGAAUUCUAAUGAAUGCUGUAAGUAUUGUUUAAUUUGUCUUAAAUAUCAAAUCAAAUCAAAUCAAAUGUAUUUAUAUAGCCCUUCGUACAUCAGCUGAUAUCUCAAAGUGCUGUACAGAAACCCAGCCUAAAACCCCAAACAGCAAGCAAUGCAGGUGUAGAAGCACAGUGGCUAGGAAAAACUCCCUAGAAAGGCCAAAACCUAGGAAGAAACCUAGAGAGGAACCAGGCUAUGUGGGGUGGCCAGUCCUCUUCUGGCUGUGCCGGGUGGAGAUUAUAACAGAACAUGGCCAAGAUGUUCAAAUGUUCAUAAAUUACCAGCAUGGUCGAAUAAUAAUAAGGCAGAACAGUUGAAUAUAGUUAAAUAUAUUUUUAUACUGAUAAGAAGGCUAGAAUGAAAGGCUUCCAAGUGUUGUAUCUAAUAAUUUAUGUUUUUAUAUAUUAUUAUAUGAAAUCGUAUAUUCAUAUAUUAUUAUAUGAAAUCAGAUUUUGAUUUGUCAACUGACAUCUGCAAAAGUACAACGGGUGAACAAAAUGCAUAUUCCUUUGAGCAUGGUGAUGUUAUUAAUUACACUUUGGAUGGCGUAUCAAUACACCCAGUCACUACAGAGAUACAGGCGUCCUUUCUAACUCAGUUGCCGGAGAGGAAGGAAACCACUCAGGGAUUUCACCAUGCCAAUGAUGACUUUAAAACAGUUUGAGUUUAAUGGCUUUGACAGGAGAAAAUGGAGGAUGGAUCAACAACAUUGUAAUUACUCAACAACACUGACCUAAAUGACAGAGUGAAAAGAAGGAAGAUUGUACAGAAUACAAAUAUUGUUUGCAAUAAGGCAGUAAAGUAAAACUGCAAAAAAUGUGGCAAAGAAAUCAACUUUUUGUCUUGAAUACAAAGCGUUAUGUUUGGGGCAAAUCCAACACAACACCACUGAGUACCACUCUUUAUAUUUUCAAGCAUGGUGGUGGCUGCAUCAUGUUAUGGGUUUGCAAAGACUAGAAAGUAUAGAACUAAGCACAGACAAAAUCCUAGAGGAAAACCUGGUUCAGUCUACUUUUCAACAGACACUGGGAGACAAAUUCACCUUUCAGCAGGACAAUAACCUAAAACACAAGCCAAAUAUAAACUGGAGUUGCUUACCAAGACGAUGUUGACUGUUCCUUAGUGGCCUAGUUCCAAUUUGGAUUUAAAUUGCCUUGAAGAUCUAUGGCAAUACUUUAAAAUGACUGUUUAGCAAUGAUCAACAACCAACUUCAGAGCUUGAAUAAUUUUUUAAAGAAACGUACCCAGAAAGACUCACAGCUGUAAUCGCUGCCAAAGGUGCAAAGUUUUGACUCAGCGGUGUGAAUACUUAUGUAAAUGAGGUAUUUCUGAAUUUCAUUCUAUACAUGUUUUCACUUUGUCGUUAUGGGGUAUUGUGUGUAGAUAGGUGAGAAAAAAAUCAAUUGAAUCAAUUUUGAAUUUACGCUGGAACACAACAAAAAUCUGGAAUAACUCAAGGGGUAUGAAUACUUUCUGAAGGCAUUGUACGUUGACUUCUAUUACAUAUGUGCAGUCAUGGCUACUUUGGUUGUCAGACUUGUGUAUAAAAUAGGAAUCUCUAAAUAUGUAAUGUGCGACUGCACAAUCCACCGACUGAGCAAAGGAACAUGCCCUUAACUGUGGUUGUCAGAGCCACAAAGUCAUAAUUAUGUCUAAUUAUGCCUGCCCAUUUCUACAUGUUUUCUUUUAAUCUUAACCACACUGCUAACCCCUUUUUAUUUAUUUUUUUAUCUCCCCAACAUGCUUGGAAAUAGAAGGUCAAGCCAUGAGUCCCCCUAAACAUGACCUGCCAAACCAUGCUUCUUAACACCUGCCCACUUAACCCGGAAGCCAGCCACAACAACAUGUCAGGAAACAUUAUUCAACUGACAACAGAGGUCAGUCUGCAGGCGCCUGGCCCGCCACAAGGAGUCGCUAGAACGAAAUGAGCCAAGUAAAGCUCCCCGGCCAAACCCUCAUGACCCUGGGCCAAUUGUGCGCCGCCCUAUGGGACUCCAUAUCACGGCCAGUUGUGAUUCAGCCCAGGAUUGAACCCGGGUCUGUAGUGACGCCUCUAGCACUGAGAUGCAGUGCCUUAGACUGUUGCAUCACUCGGGAGGCCCCACACUGCUAACCUUACAUUAAAUUAAGACCAAAAGCUAUUUUUUUGCCAAUUUUUACUUUGUGGCCAUGAAAGCUAGUGGAAAUCUUUAACUGUCAAAGAACGACUGAACUUCCUGAUUUGGCCAUAUUUUGAAGCUUGGUUAAGAAAUGCUAAAAAAUAGUUACCUUGGGGGUGUGGUUUGAUUUGGGUGUGUCUUUGCCAUUCAAUCACAACAAACAAGGGAAGUAGUGAGUACAGUGAGGUAAGCUAAGCGUUUGUAGCUUUUCUAUGGAGAGAUCAAAGUCUUGAACUUGAGGACCCCUGACUCGCCAUCUCAAGAUUGCCAGGAAAUGCAGUUCUAUGUGUAGGUUAAAGCCUAGUCUCGUACGAACCAUCCUGAUGUAAGCUCGUGAGAUCAAGAUGGUUCAUACCAGGCUAGGUUGAGGAGGGAUUUGCUGCUUAGGUAGAUCUGGUUGUCGUUGGUGUAGUAUUGGAAGUCGAGGUUGAAGUGGUAGAGGAUCUGACCAAGGGGGAGGAUUUAGAUGAAGAGUAAGGGGUCCAGCACACAAAAUGUGUCUUGAAGAUUAAUAUCUUAUAUUCUGAGAACAUAGCAACCAUGUUCUGUGUAUGUUUGGUAUGAUGUUGACGGAAUAUUAUCCGAACCCUCAAAAUUAGACACAGGAAUAUUCCUGCAAGGUUCCAAUGAAUACUGAAUACUGAAUACUGAAUAUUCUGAGAAAAUGGUAACCAUGUUAUGGGUAAGUUAUUUUUGACAUUUAGGGUAUGGUCUCAUGGAAACAGUCCUUUCACAUCACUGGAACAUUCCUAUGAAAACUUUAGGUAAUGACCUAAUGAAACUCUUAAGGGAACGUCUCUAAAAUCAUGAGAAUGCUGUUAGCUGGGGGUCUACUGUAUAUAUUUUUAAUGCAGACAUCUCGUGCUCUUGACUGCCAAGUGUUUUGUCUCACCAGGGGUGAUGGUCAGAUUCGCGUUUAUGGUCAAAGGAAUGAGCGUUACACCGAGGCCUGUACUCUGGAGCGGGAUCGAUUGGAGGUGGAGGGUCCGUCAUGGUCUGGGCGGUGUGUCACAGCUUCAUCGGACUGAGCUUGUUGUCAUUGCAGGCAAUCUCAACGCUGUGCGUUACAGGGAAGACAUCCUCCUCCCUCACCCUUCCUGCAGGCUCAUCCUGACAUGACCCUCCAGCAUGGCAAUGCCACCAGCCAUACUGCUCGUUCUGUGCGUGAUUUCCUGCAAGACAGGAAUGUCAGUGUUCUGCCAUGGCCAGCAAAGAGCCCAGAUCUGUAUCCCAUUGAGCACGUCUGGGCCAUUCCUCCCAGAAAUGUCCGGGAACUUGCAGGUGCCUUGUUGGAAGAGUGGGGUAACAUCUCACAGCAAUAACUGGCAAUUCUGGUGCAGUCCUUGAGGAGGAGAUGCAGCUGGUGGCUACACCAGAUACUGACUGUUACUUUUGAUUUUAGGUCCCCCUUUGUUCAGGGACACAUUAUUCCAUUUCUGUUAGUCACUUGUUGAACUUGUUCAGUUUAUGUCUCAGUUGUUCAAUCUUGUAAUGUUCAUACAAAUAUUUGCACAUGUUAAGUUUGCUGAAAAUAAACGCAGUUGAUAGUGAGAGGAUGUUUAUUUUUUUGCUGAGUUUACUACCAUACCCCUUUCAAAGGCACUUAAAUAUUUUGUCUUGCCCAUUCACCCUCUGAUUGGAUAAGUAUUCAACCCCCUGAGGAAAUACAUGCUAGAACCACCUUUAGCAGCAAUUAAAGCUGUGUGCCUCUCUGGGUAAGUCUCUUAGAGCUUUGCACACCUGGAUUGUACAACAUUGUCACAUUUUUCUUACAAAUAUUCUUCAAGCUCUGUCAAGUUGGUUGUUGAUCAUUGCUAGACAGCCAUUGUCAAGUCUUGCCAUAGAUUUUCAAGCUGAUUUAAGUCAAAACUGUAACUAGGCAACUCAGGAACAUUCAAUAUCGUCUUGGUAAGCAACUCUAGUGUAUAUGUGGCCUUGUGUUUAAGGUAAUUAUCUGCUGAAAGGUGAAUUUGUCUCCCAAUGUUCGUUGGAAAACAGACUGAACCAAGUUUUCCUCUAGGAUUUUGCCUGUGCUUAUGAAAAUGUGAAGAGUGGUACUCAGUGAUGUGUUUUAUUGGAUUUGCCCCAAACAUAACAAUUUGUAUUGAGGACAUAAAGUUAAUUUCUUUGCCACAUUUUUUGCAGUUUUACUUUAGUCCCAUUUUGCAAACAGGAUGCAUGUUUUGGAAUAUGUUUAUUCUGUACAGGCUUCCUUCUUUUCACUCUGUCCUUUACAGUAUGUUAGUAUUGUGGAGUAACUACAGUGUUGUUGACCCAUCCUCAGUUAUCACCUAUCACAGCCAUUAAAUUCUGUAACUAUUUUAAAAUCACCAUUGUCCUCUUAGUGAAAUCCCUGAACGGUUUUCCUCCUCUCCGACAACUGAGUUAGGAAGGACGCCUGUAUCUUUCUAAUGACUGGGUGUAUUGAUGCACCAUCCAAAGUGUAAUUAAUAACUGCACCAUACUCAGAGAUAUUCAAUGUCAGUUUUCUUUACCCAUGUACCAAUAGGUGCCCUUCUUUGCUAACCAUUGUAAAUCCUGCCAGGUCUUUGUGGUCGAAUCUGUGCUUGAAAUUCACUGCUUGACUCAGGGACCUUACAUAUAAUUGUAUGUGUGGGGUACAGAGAUGGGGUAGUCCAUGCAACUUAUUAUGUGACUUGUUAAGCACAUUUUUACUCCAGAACUUAUUUAGGCUUGUCAUAACAAAAGGGUUGAAUACUUAUUGACUCAAGACAUUUUUUAUUAAUUUGUAAACAUUUCUAAAAACACAAUUCCACUUUGAUAUUAUGGGGUAUUGUGUGUAGAUCAGUGACACAAAAUCUCGAUUGAAUCCAUUUUAAAUUCAGGCUGUAACAAAAUGGGAGAAGUCAAAGGGUGAGAAUACUUUCUGAAACCACUAAAGCUGUUCUACAAGUGGUCUCAGGCAGUGGGUAAAUAAUGAGCGUUUUCAAGUGGAACUUUAGUAACAAUGGUUUAGGGAAAACGUUCUGAGAUUUAUGCUCCUAUGAAGGUUCUAACGAUGAAAUUUGCCUUAAGAUGCUUUUGGGAAACUGGGCCCUGCACAGGUUUGACUGAAUAAGGUGUACUCCUCUGUCACGAUGUGAACCUUUUUGGGUAUAGCUAGUGGCUCCCCCCUCGCUCUCUCCUACACCCAGGUUCUGUUAUCUCAGGUCGUAAAUUCCUGGAGGAGACUCUCCCCCGGCCGAAAGAGACACAUAGAGAGAACAAAGGAUUUCACAUGGCGAACUCCUAAAUCCCCCAAAUGAGGAUUUGAUACAAAAUGUCCACUUGUGGGAAUGGUCCGUGGACACUUAUGACAGAUAUGACGAGUGUGUUUCAUUUGGUGACCUCAGAGAGGACAGGAAACACACAUGACUAUAUCUCUGAAUACAGUUCAGAAUAUUUGGCCAAGGAAACAUUUCUGGUUGGUCUCAGGGAAGGUAAAACAGUUAGGAAGGGAUACUUUUAAAACAGGAUUGAGUGAAGUAGCAGCAUGUUAAAGAGCAACUAAUGAGCAUGGAGAGCCUCACAAGUUUGACAAUGAGCUUUUACAGUUGAAGUCGGAAGUUUACAUACACUUAGGUUGGAGUCAUUAAAAAUAGUUUUUCAACCACUCCACACAGUUUCUUGUUAUCAAACUAUAGUUUUGGCAAGUCGGUUAGGACAUCUACUUUGUGCAUGACAAGUAAUUUUUCCAACAAUUGUUUACAGACAGAUUAUUUCACUAAUAAUUCACUGUAUCACAAUUCCAGUGGGUCAGAAUUUUAUAUACACUAAGUUGACUGUGCGUUUAAAAAGCUUGUAAAAUUCCAGAAAAUUAUGUAAUGUCUUUAGAAGCUUCUGAUAGACUAAUUCACAUCAUUUGAAUCAAUUGGAGGUGUACCUGUGGAUGUAUUUCAAGGCCUACCUUCAAACUCAGUGCCUCUUUGCUUGACGUCAUGGGAAAAUCAAAAGAAAUCAGCCAAGACAUCAGAAUUUCUUUGAGACCUCCACAAGUCUGGUUCAUCAUUGGAAGCAAUUUCCAAAUGCCUGAAGGUACCAUGUUCAUAUGUUCAAUCAAUAGUACACAAGUAUAAACACCAUGGGACAACAGCAAAGGACCUUGUGAAGAUGCUGGCUGAAACAUGUACAAAACUAUCUAUAUCCACAGUAAAAUGAUAUCCUAUAUCGACAUAACCUGAAAGGCCGCUCAGCAAGGAAGAAGCCACUGCUCCAAAACCACCAUAACAAAAGUCAGACUACGGUUUGCAACUGCACAUGGGGACAAAGUUUGUGCUUUUUGGAGAAAUGUCCUCUGGUCUGAUGAAACAAAAAAUAGAACUGUUUGGCCAUAAUGACCAUCAUUAUGUUUGGAGGAAAAAGGGGGACGCUUGCAAGCUGAAGAACACCAUCCCAACCGUGAAGCACGAGGGUGGCAGCAUAAUGUUGUGGGGGUGCUUCGCUGCAGGAGGAACUGGUGCACUUCACAAAAUACAUAUCAUGAGGCAGGAAAAUUAUGUGGAUAUAUUGAAGCAACAUCUCCAGACAUCAGUCAGGAAGUUAAAGCUUGGUCGCAAAUGGGUCUUCCAAAUGGACAAUGACCCCAAACUCAAGGACAACAAAGUCAAGGUAUUGGAGUGACCAUCACAAAGCCCCGACCUCAAUCCUAUAGAACAUUUGUGGACCGAACUGAAAAAGAGUGUGUGAGCAAGGAGGCCUACAAACCUGACUCAAUUAAACCAGCUCUGUCAGGAGGAUUGGGCCAAAAUUCACCCAACUUAUUGCGGGAAGCUUGUGGAAGGGUACCUGAAGUGUUUUACCCAAGUUAAACAAUUUAAAGGCAAUGCUACCAAAUACUAAUUGAGGUUAUGUAAACUUCUGACCCACUGGGAAUGGGAUGAAAGAAAUAAAAGUUAAAAUACAUCAUUCUCUCUCCUAUUAUUCUGACAUUUCACAUUCUUAAAAUAAAGUGGUAAUCCUAACUGACCUAAGACAGGGAAUUUUUACUACGAUUAGAUGUCAGGAAUUGUGAAAAACUGAGUUUAAAAUAUUUGGCUGAGGUGUAUGUAAACAUCUGACUUCAACUGUAUGUACAUUUCUCAAUUAUGGGGUGUGCAUCUAAUUCUUGUAUACAAUGAAUGAGUAAAGAUGAAACUAUGUGUGAAAUGCUGUAAUAUGACGUUAAACCUUUAAUGUGAAAGAAUUGUAAUUCCCUUUAAAGUUUAACUAAGUAAUUGGCCCGCCCCCGUGAGCACAGGCAUGAUCUGGCGUCAUGGAACCGCCCUUUUCUGCUGUUACGAAUAAAACCCCUCCUGAGGAAAUCCUCUUCAGACCACGUGUAUAAAACCCCCUCCUGAGGAAAUCCUCUUUAGACCACUUGUACCUCGAUGGACACAGGGGGCACAGGUUGAGUUUAGACCACAAAAACCUCAGUACAAGCUUAGGUUACAAUGGUUGUUGAAUUCCUAACCAUACCACGUGGAGCAUUGGCUACACGGGUGGAAAUGGUUAAACUCUGAGACUAUCGAGCCCGACAGAAUAAGAGCAAAUCUUAGAUACUAAUUACUAGUCUGCAGCUAGAAAAUAUGUCAAUCUGGGAUGCGAAGACCGACAACCGCCGAAACCUCUAUUCUAUGAGAUCCUUUCUGAAUGGUACUCUGAAGUACACAUUCUAACCACAAAAUACUUUCGAUCUUCAGGGAGGCAGAGAGAGAGACGAUGAUGAACUGACUCUCCAACAGAAGGACUGACGAUUCCAACAGAGAUCACGAUGACACACUGGGCGUAAAUAUAUAUAUAUAUUGAUUGCAAUUAUUCCCGAAUGAGUGAGCGUUCAUGUGCAAAGGAUUAGCAUUUCAAUUAAUAUAAUUAUCAACUGUGUAGUGACUCAUUUUGUCUUUCCCGCCGUUCUCAGUCCUCACCCACUUCCCUUUGUCCGCCAAGCCAUCAUAUCGGCUUAGCCCACUAGGGAACGUCCCAUAUCAUUUCCUUGUAACUAUAACUGUUGUUUGUUUAUGCAUUUCUGUGAUUAUUUAGUUAGUUAGUAAAUUAAUUAUUAAGACAAUUGGUGUAUGGAUGAUUCAUAGUAAAGGCUGGGUUCGUGCAGAUAAUCAACAAUUUACAACAUUUGGAAUGAGACUAACGUGAAGUAAAGAAUAAUUAAUUAAUUAGAAGGAUAAUUGAUCAGAUAUUAAAAUAUCUGAAGAGUUAUAUUAGGAAAAUUAUAACUUUGUAAUCUGAAUAUUUCCAUUGGUGCCCCGACUUCCUAGUUAAUUACAUUUACAUGAUUAGUUUAAUCACACAAUAAUAAUUACAGAGAAAUGAUUUGAUAAAAUAACAGUCUUCAAUGUAAUGAUGCCAAAGACACGAUACCUCAAGGGUGAUUAAUACUAAUUGGCACAGGUUUCUACUUUUCCUGUUAUGUGUUGUUGGCUAUGUGUGUAUUGCGUUGUUGUGAAGAAGAGAGACAAUGUGGUGGCACAUCUGUGGCUAGGUUUCCAUACAAUUGGCUAAAUAAAAUAUGAAUUUUUUUUCACCA